This is a messenger RNA of Caenorhabditis sp. 36 PRJEB53466, 1496 nucleotides long. NCBI's taxonomy places the organism in Eukaryota, Metazoa, Nematoda, Chromadorea, Rhabditida, Rhabditidae. The record is from the annotation of a GenBank genome assembly.
AUGUCAUCUCUUCUACAACUAUUGUAUUGUUUCCAAUGUGGAAAACUUUAUGGUACGAGAUUUGCUCAGACAUUCGUCGCCCGUACAUUCUCUUAUAGAUGAACAAGAUCGGUUGCCCUGUCUUGGGCUUCAACAAGAAUUUCUUUGUCUGAAGUGUUUGGAAUCUUUUGCGAGUUGGCCAAUAAUCAAAACGGCUGUUAAUAAAGAAGCGUUGGAGGUCUUGCGAGCACUUCGAAACAAGUUGACAACUGAGCAGAAAUCUGAAAUUUCAGAAGUCGUUAAGGUAUUUGUGGUGUUUGUCCAAACACUUGUCCAGCUUUCUUCUUCAGAAUAUCAACGAGGGACGCUGCUCAGAAUGCUCACUGACUUCCAAAAAACUCAGAAUCUGUCUGGAUUGCUGUCAAGCUUCUGGUCUUCUGAAAACUGACACGAAGCUGACAUUUCCAGAAAGAGAAACCCAUGAGGACCCGAUUCACGAACUAAAGUCCACUUCGAUUUGCUCCGAUUGUGCAAUUGACCAAAAGCACAAAGAGCACAGGAUUGCGAACAUCGGCAGCAUUGAGAAUAUCGAGGAUCUUUUGGAGCUCAAGUACCUUUUGGCCCUCGGAGCGAGUUUUUAUUCGGAAACAGAGCCGACCGAUUGGAGAUGUAUUGUUGUGGAGAAGUACAGGAAUGCAGUGAGCAAAAUGAGCCAGUGGAACAGUUAUUGUGAAACAUUCGAUCCGAUUGCAUCGCUGGAACAUUUGGAAGAAGAACACUUGAAGAGUGCGCUCGAAAAGUCCAGCAGGCGGGUUGAGAAGGCAUGGGAACACGUGCAGAAGCUGAAAAUGCGACAAUUUGCCCUUCACAAAGAGCACUUGAGCCAAUGGAUUGAGUACAUUGUGGACGAGGAUGCGGAAGACGUCCAGGGCAAGGAGCGUAUUUUGCAAGAGUUGAUUGGCCUUCAGGAGAAGCUGGAGAAAGGAUUAGAAGCAUUGAAAUCUGUGGAUAUUGGAGAUAUCGAUAAGGAAACGGAGAAGAAGAUGAUGGAAUCGGAAGAAGACGCCCGGAAAGAUUGUCUGUUUAAACUGGAAGCAAACUCGAAAUAUUUCAAGUACAAAGCAUUGGCAAAAGAGAUCCGGGAAGCGUACGACCAAAAGUAUAUGGAGAAAAUCAACGAAGAAGCGGAGGGAGCAAGAGAGAAACUGACGAAUCUGCAAAUGAAACAAGAACAGCUACUCGCCCGGAUUGAAGAGAAUUCUCAGGAAGAAGGCCUUGCGGCUGAAAAUCGAACAGAGUACUUGGCAAAGUACAAGCGGAUUGUUCAGAUGGAAAUGGUGUGCGAGGCAGCGAAAUGUGACGUGGUAUCAAUGAAAAUGAUGGAAUUGCUGAAACGAAAAGUGUUCGUCGAGUUGAUGUAUCUCAAGUUCUUCCCGAGCAUUCCCGACUCUGACUAUGAAGACAGCGUGUUCGAGGAUCUUUUGACACAUAUCCGUAAUGAUGUUUUUGAGUGUUAA